GCCGCCCCGCCUCACGCCACUCGGCCGAACUUCACGCUGGUCGACAGGCAAACCGUUGCUCACUUCGCUUCAACAAUUUUAUGUAUGAAACCUAAGUAGUAUCUAUACAAUUGUGUUGUUUGGUAACCUCCCAUUAACAAAACUUGUUACGACUCCGCGACGCAAAGGUACACUAUUAGUCGAAUACGCCACUCAGGCUAUGGUCGGCGUCGCUACACUAUUGACGUUUUUUUACUUUCUUCACAUUGUUACAGUAAUCUUUGUGUCAGCUACAGCUACGGAUCGAAAGUCACAAAUACGCGAUGACAGCUCGCACGAACGUUCGUGAGCUUUUCCGUCUCAUUGUUGUUGUGCAUAGUAUGCAGUUGUAGCAACAUAUUUUUUAGUAAUUCACUCGUACCUACUCUUUAUUACGAGUAACGCUGCUUUACUCUUUUGAGUUUAACUGUGCUCUAUUGAGUUUGAAAGUGCAACGCAGUGGAAAUAAUACGUGGAACAGUUUGUUGGUGAUUUAAAGUUGAACUCAAUCUAAUCGUCUGACGAAAGGAAGCGAUAAGGCGGCACCACGUUUCGCCAUAGUAAAUUACGUUAUUCAAACCAUUUUCCGGCAAGAGGUUCACCAUCUACUGUACGCGGGCAAUCUGUAAAAGCAUCGUCAUUGAGUCGAAUAGAAGCAUCGCCGAGACUGUCAGGAGCGGGAUCCGAAUGCGGCCGCGGCGGGGGCGGCGUCGCGGCCGCCGGCGGCGUCCGCCCCGGGUACGGCUACGAGGCGCUCUCGGCCGCGAGCGACGGCAGCGAGGGUGAGCCGGAGGACGCGCCCGAGUACACCGCUUUCGAGAUGGAGCUAUCAGGUGGUGGCGAGUCUGCCGAGGGACCCUCCUCGCGGGGCUCGGCUAAGGUCAACUUCCCCCCCGACUUGGAACUAGAGAGACGUCCCACCGCAACCGCCGCCACCGCCACGUACCACCGCGGCCGAGGACGGUCGAUGAGCGCCUGGAGUGAUAUCAGCCGAUCCAGCAUACGCUUUGAAGAAAGAGUGCGUGUGGAGUACUACGUAAACGAAAAUACUUUUAAGGAAAGACUGCAACUAUAUUUCAUAAAAAAUCAACGAUCGAGUUUACGUAUUAGAAUAGCAAACUUGUUUUUCAAACUUCUGGCGUGCGUCUUGUAUAUUUGCCGCGUCGUCGCCGACGGAGAUCCUAUUACUGCUUCCUGUUAUGGAUGUAAGGUCGGAAAUAAGACUGAAUUUGAAUAUUCCGCGAACUUAACGGAGGAGGAGUUUCAAGAACACCCGAUUAUCAACUGGGAUGGCAUAAUAUGGGUCAACAGACCUCUCUACUUAUGGGGAGUGCAAGUCAUACUAGCAAUGAUCUCGUUCACGGAAGCUAUCCUUAUAGCUUAUUUAGGAUAUAAGGGAAACAUCUGGCAACAAGUACUAUCAUUCCAUUUCAUUUUAGAAAUGGUAAACACCAUACCCUUUGCUUUAACUUUGCCGUUUCCACCGCUCCGGAACUUAUUUAUACCCGUGUUUCUAAAUUGCUGGCUAGCGAAGCGGUCUCUCGAAAAUAUGUUUAAUGACCUUCAUCGAGCGAUGCAAAAAUCUCAAUCAGCCCUUUCACAACAACUGAUGAUCCUUUGUGUAACACUGCUGUGCCUCGUCUUUACCAGCGUAUGUGGCAUCCAGCACUUUCAGAGGGCGGGGCACCGGCACCUGAACCUUUUCCAAGCUACCUACUUCGUGGUGGUAACGUUCUCCACGGUGGGGUACGGGGACUUCGUGCCGGACAUCUGGCCGUCGCAGCUAUACAUGGUGAUAAUGAUUGGCGUCGCGCUCGUCGUGUUGCCCACGCAGUUCGAGCAACUCGCGUUCACUUGGAUGGAGAGACAGAAACUAGGUGGUUCUUACUCCUCCCACCGUGCCCAGUCCGAGAAACACGUUGUAGUGUGUUCCACGACACUCCACGCGGACACUAUCAUGGAUUUCCUUAAUGAAUUCUAUGCUCAUCCCUUGCUUCAAGAUUACUACGUGGUGCUAUUAUCGCCGAUGGAACUGGAUACAACAAUGAGAAUGAUUUUACAGGUGCCAAUUUGGGCUCAACGUGUGAUUUACAUCCAAGGUUCGUGCUUAAAAGACACGGAUCUAAUACGAGCACGCAUGAACGAAGCCGAGGCAUGUUUCGUGCUAGCGGCCAGGAAUUACGCCGACAAAACGGCCGCCGACGAACACACUAUAUUAAGGUCAUGGGCGGUUAAAGAUUUUGCACCGGACGUUCCUCAGUACGUGCAAAUAUUUAGACCGGAGAACAAAUUACACGUUAAGUUCGCCGAAUUUGUAGUGUGCGAAGACGAAUUUAAGUAUGCGCUGCUGGCUAACAACUGCACAUGCCCGGGAGCGUCCACACUGGUCACACUACUGCUGCACACCAGCAGAGGACAGGAAGGACAGCAGUCCCCAGAGGAAUGGCAUCGACUGUAUGGGAAAUGUUCCGGAAAUGAAAUAUAUCACAUCGUCCUGGGAGACAGUCGAUUUUUCGGAGAAUACGAAGGAAAAAGUUUUACAUACGCAAGUUUUCAUUCUCACCGAAAGUACGGUGUGGCUUUAGUUGGGGUACGUCCAGCGGAAUUACCCGAAUUUUAUGAGGAAACGAUACUUUUGAACCCCGGCCCGCGACAUAUCAUGAAAAGUAGCGACACUUGUUAUUAUAUGAGUAUCACGAAAGAAGAAAAUUCCGCAUUUGUUAUAUCAGAAAAACAGAUCGAAAACAAACCUACUAUACCUAAAGACCAAACCGCAUGUAGUCUGCUUUCGAACGACAAGAAGCCCGGCGAUCCGGAGGAGGGCUGUGGCCAGCAGAAAAGCACAGACGGUAGUAACGUCGCUCAAUACGAACUCCCACAAGUGAUUCUCCAAGCUCCCGCGAGUUCCACACCAAACGCAUCGCCAUCACGCAUCAACCAAGCUAAUACUGUAUCAUCCGCUAAGUUUACUGUUGCUGGCUCUAAAUAUGGGGAAGGCACAUCUGCAUCCGACUCCAGGACGUGCCUGAAAGACUCGCCUGGUACUGAUAGUGCCACUGACAGCCAUCUACUAUUGCCCAAACCAGAUAACACAAAUUUCCUCAGCCCGGAUGCCCUGAAUUACCGAAGAGGGAGUCGUCGGCCAUCGAUACUGCCGGUGCCCGACAUGGUGACGAGCAGCCUGAACAUCCCCAGCGACGCGGCGGACGACGACGCCGCCGACGAGAGCGAGGACGAGCUGGAGGACGACGUGCCAUGGCGCUCGCCCUCCGAGAAGAUCGCCGAUGACGUCACCACUAGCAGCUUCUCAUCACUGGCGGGCAGCGAGGCGCCGCACAGCGCCUGGCGUAACGACUUCACCAGGAUCGUAAAAGGGUUUCCCCCCGUGUCGCCAUUUAUCGGCGUAAGCCCAACACUGUGCUACCUGCUCAAGGAAAAGAAGCCAUUGUGCUGUCUCCAGCUGGCGCAGGUGUGCGAGCACUGCGCCUACAGAAACGCCAAGGAAUACCAGUGGCAAAACAAAACAAUCAUCCUCGCCGCGGACUACGCAUCCAACGGGAUCUACAACUUUAUCAUACCAUUGAGAGCACAUUUUAGAUCGAAAACAUCGUUAAAUCCAAUUAUACUAUUGCUGGAGAGAAGACCAGAUAUUGCAUUUUUAGAUGCUUUAUCAUAUUUUCCAUUGGUUUACUGGAUGCUUGGAUCCAUCGACUGCUUAGACGAUUUGCUCAGAGCAGGAAUAACGUUGGCGGAAAACGUAGUGGUAGUAAACAAGGAACUGUCCAACUCCGCAGAAGAAGACAGCCUGGCAGAUUGUAAUACUAUAGUGGCGGUGCAGACAAUGUUCAAGUUUUUCCCUUCAAUCAAAUCGAUAACGGAAUUAUCACAGUCGUCCAAUAUGCGUUUCAUGCAAUUCAGGGCACAUGACAAGUACGCCUUGCAUCUGUCGAAAAUGGAAAAGCUGGAGAAGGAACGCGGGUCGCACAUCUCGUACAUGUUCCGGCUGCCGUUCGCCGCGGGCUCGGUGUUCUCCGCCUCCAUGCUGGACACUUUGCUCUACCAGGCGUUUGUCAAAGACUACGUCAUUACUUUCGUCCGCCUUUUACUGGGCGUGGACCAAGCUCCCGGAUCUGGAUUUUUAACUUCUAUGAAAAUAACGAAAGAAGACAUGUGGAUUCGUACGUAUGGUCGGCUAUACCAAAAAUUGUGUUCGACUUCGUGUGAAAUCCCAAUCGGGAUCUAUCGCACGCAGGACACGAGCCUAGCCGAUCCCUCUCACCACGUGAGUAUGACGCCACGGACUUCGUCAAACUGGUUUUGGUCACGCCUGGCGAGAAUGCGACCAUCGCGUCCAUCGCAGGAGGAGGGAGAUGGAGGUUUCCCGGCGUGCGGGCGGCGGGAGGCCACCGGCUGUCUCGGCGGCUGCUACGGGGAACGUACGCCGGCGUAUUCUACAAGUCUCGCCGACGAAGCAAGAGACAACCAUGCGCAGCAAAUAGAAAGAGCAGAAAUCGCAAACCUAGUGCGCUCGCGUAUGGAAUCGUUGAACCUUACUGGAAUCGACUACGACGACGUGAGCGAGAAGAGGAACAGUUUGUCCUACGUUAUUAUCAACCCAAGUUGCGAUCUUAAUAUACAAGAAGGAGAUAUCAUAUAUUUGGUGCGUCCGUCCCCUUUUUCAGCACAAAAAACGUUUGAGAGACAUAAUAGUCGACGAAAAUCGAAUAUUAGUUUCUGUUCUCAAGCUUUAAUUCAAGCGCAGAGCGUUGCCAGCAGAAGAGGAUCUGGUAUCGGUGCCACGUUCACCCAGCCGAGGGCUCCACCACUCUGCACAACAAAAGCCAAUUCGUUGUCUUUACCGGAUAGUCCAACUAUCAUAACGGAUUUUAGAGGACGGUCCAAUUCACUUCGAGUAGUAGAUGACAUACUUCUGCGAAGAUCUAAUUCAUUAAGACAAAGUCUCAGUGGCGUCGGCUCUCGUCGAAGAAAGAGUAGUCUCGAAGAAAUAGGCAUAUCACAUUUUAAUUCCUUAUUGCAACAUCAGCAACAACAGCAACAGCAAAAUGCUAAUGCAAUCAAAAUUGCUUUGAACGGUAGCAUAGGGUUAGAGGUUACGCCGCCGGAGGAGACUCCCGCCGAAAGAUUCCCGGGGACGAGCAUGGCACUCGGCGGAUACCAGGAGGCCGCUGCUGCUCUCCCCUCCACGUCGAUGUGCCCGAGCAUCCCGUCGCCGUCGCCAGACACUCAACACUUGCAAGGAACUAUUGUAUGAUACCACCUAAUGUGGGGCCGACGACUAAGCUCCGUUAUAAGAAACAAAUGGACGUAGAGUGACUACUUUCAAUAUUCAGUCAUACUUAAGUACUUAACUCGAGGUGUCACUGAAUCCAUUAGGUACUAUUCGGAGCCUUUUUACAGUAGCGUCUCUACUUAUGUAUAUUUAACUUAGUUUUGAGAAAAUGAGUAAGUGAAGAAUUAAUAAUUAAUUUAUAACUAGGAGUGGUGUAGCUAACUGCUAAAGAAGCUGUGUAAUUUAAGCGGGAUCAAUUAGAUACUACUGUAAGCGGGAUAAAUCAUAGUAUUGUAAUGUACAUAGCAGAGCUUUUUCGGUCGUAAUAAACCAUGAGUAUGUAAAUAGAGACUAUAAAACGCAAAUAAAUAAUUAUUAUUGUUAUGUGUAAAUAUGGACAGAUAAAUAUACACCUACUUAAGAAGUACCUUUUAUUUACUAGAUUUUACUGACCAAAGGAAAAUGACUAAUUUUAUCAUUAUAAUUACAUAGUAUAUUGAAUCUGUACUCUACUUUUAAAACUUUAUUGUUGAUAGAUUGGGUCAACUAAUUAAUUCACCGACUAUUCAUAAAAUACUAUUUACGUAGUAUCAAUGUACACAAGAGUUUCUUUAUCUUUAGUUCUAGAGCUUAUUAUACCUGACAAUAUCAUACAAUUGUAAUCUGUGUUUUUAUAUACAAUAUAAAAUACUUAGUCCGUUUCACUCUGUAAGAGUAUCGAUAGCUGCCUUUUGUGUAUAUUAUGAAGAUAAAUAUACCUAGAA
Messenger RNA from Cydia splendana, 6072 nucleotides. It is a transcript of the gene SLO2, whose product is annotated as potassium channel subfamily T member 1. The record is from RefSeq and is a predicted model, not a curated record. NCBI's taxonomy places the organism in Eukaryota, Metazoa, Arthropoda, Insecta, Lepidoptera, Tortricidae. Gene Ontology annotation, cellular component: plasma membrane. The transcript has 24 exons. The coding region runs from base 839 to 5290 and encodes 1483 amino acids. Gene Ontology annotation, biological process: potassium ion transmembrane transport. Gene Ontology annotation, molecular function: intracellular sodium-activated potassium channel activity; outward rectifier potassium channel activity.